AUGCCCACACUCGUCCCACUUGAUAAUCUUCUGGGUGCGAUUCUUAUAGGUUUAGUCCUCUCAUCUAUUCUCUACGGUGUAUCAUGCCUGCAAGUAUACCUAUACUAUACGCAAUACUGCAAGAAUGACAGCCUCCGGCUGAAGCUCUUCGUUUCCCUCGUCGUUGCGCUAGAUAGCCUACACCUGGCGCUGAUAUCGUCGGCAUACUACCAUUAUACGGUUACAAACUACGGGGACUACUUGGCCCUUGAACAGGUAACAUGGACUAUCGUGGUUCAGAUCUCUAUUGGGGGACUUGUCGGCUUGUUGGUUCAACUAUUUUUUGCGACGAGACUCUAUUUUUUGGGCAAGCGAAAGCUGCUCAUACCCGGACUCGUCUGUUUCCUUGGAGUGGUCGAACUAGGCUGUUCCAUAGCAUAUACCGUUGUCGCAUUCAAAGAUCAUUACUACUCUGCAUCUGGCCAAGAACACCAUGGCGACGCAUAUACGAGCACAGCAUUGACAGCCAACAUUGUGUGUGAUCUGCUGAUUGCGGGCACUACUGUGUACUAUCUGCAAGAGGGACGGACGGCAUUUCAUCGGACAAACAAGGCGGUCACGCUCCUCAUGACCUACGCGCUUAGUACUUGUGUACUCGCCAUUUUGAACUCUCGGGAGACUGUCAGACGCGCCUUUGAGGAAGAGAUCACAUCCCACCAGCUGACCAGCUUCGAAACGCAAGCCGGCAGUCCCAACGAGGGCAAGGGAUCCGCCGAAGAAGAGACCCGUGCUAUGCGACCGUCGUCGCAUCGCCUUACUCCCAACACCACCCUUCCUGUGUACCGCCUAGCGGAUGACGGCAGAGCUUCAGGUCGUCUGGCGGCAUCACUCACGAGCACCGCGGUAUAG
This is a messenger RNA of Rhodofomes roseus, 888 nucleotides long. RefSeq lists its product as uncharacterized. The record is from RefSeq and is a predicted model, not a curated record. The transcript is spliced from 17 exons. NCBI's taxonomy places the organism in Eukaryota, Fungi, Basidiomycota, Agaricomycetes, Polyporales, Fomitopsidaceae. The coding region runs from base 1 to 888 and encodes 295 amino acids.